Messenger RNA from Cornus florida, 1771 nucleotides. RefSeq lists its product as uncharacterized. Gene Ontology annotation, biological process: tRNA dihydrouridine synthesis. The transcript is spliced from 13 exons. The coding region runs from base 141 to 1433 and encodes 430 amino acids. Gene Ontology annotation, molecular function: flavin adenine dinucleotide binding; tRNA dihydrouridine synthase activity. The record is from RefSeq and is a predicted model, not a curated record. NCBI's taxonomy places the organism in Eukaryota, Viridiplantae, Streptophyta, Magnoliopsida, Cornales, Cornaceae.
AUUUUCUUUGUAUUUUAAAGCUUUUUUAAUCACAGACCACAGUCGCUGGACUUUUCCAAGGCGAGGUUGCACCACCCUCCUUGCGGCGAACAUUUUUUAUCCAUGUGCGUAAAAGAGCUGCUUACGAUCUCAUUAGUGGGAUGAUGACGUCUGCAGGACAUGCUUCAUUUGCGUCUGUUUCUCCUAUUUGUUCUCUUAUUUUUAAAAACAGUAGCAGAUUGUCAUCAAGUAUAUUUCAUGGGAAUUUUACUAAACCAAGGAAAUUAUAUGCUUGCAAUCAGAAGCGCCAACGACACGGAGAACCUGUGAUGGUUGCUGAGCGAUAUCUUCCUCCUUGGUUCAGUGUUGCUCCAAUGAUGGAGUGGACAGAUAAUCAUUAUAGAUUUCUUGCCCGACUCAUUUCAAAGCAUGCAUGGCUCUACACAGAAAUGCUUGCUGCAGAAACAAUUGUUUAUCAAAAGGGAGAUUUGGACAGAUUCUUGGCGUAUACUCCAGAACAACAUCCUAUUGUGCUUCAAAUUGGGGGAAGUAAUUUGGAGAACCUUGCAAAAGCAACUGAACUAGCAAAUCCUUAUGGCUAUGAUGAGAUUAAUUUUAAUUGUGGAUGUCCUAGCCCUAGGGUAGCUGGCCAUGGGUGUUUCGGCGUGCGUCUUAUGCUUGAUCCAAAGUUUGUUGCUGAGGCUAUGUCAGUAAUUGCUGCCAAAUCAGAUGCUCCUGUCAGCGUUAAAUGCCGAAUUGGUGUCGAUAAUCAUGAUUCAUACAAUGAGCUCUGUGAUUUUAUUUAUAAGGUUUCUUCUCAGUCACCGACUAGACAUUUCAUUAUACAUGCACGAAAAGCAUUGCUCAAUGGCAUUAGCCCUGCCGACAAUCGAAAAAUUCCUCCCCUGAAAUAUGAGUUCUACUAUGCUCUUUUGCGCGACUUUCCUGACUUAAGGUUUACAAUUAAUGGAGGCAUAAAUAGCAUUGACGAGGUCAAUGCGGCACGAAGGGAAGGAGCUCAUGGGGUUAUGGUUGGACGGGCGGCAUUCAAUAACCCUUGGUACACUCUGGGACACGUUGAUACUGCUAUUUAUGGUGCACCCUGCAGUGAUCUUACGCGCCGUCAGGUCCUUGAACAGUACCAGGUGUAUGGCGAUUCUGUUCUUGGGAAAUAUGGACUUAAACCUACUGUUCGAGAUGUUGCUAAGCCUUUAUUAGGUCUUUUCUAUUCAGAGCCUGGAAAUGGUCUUUGGAAGCGCAAAGCUGAUGCUGCUUUCCAGCAUUGCACGACAAUCAAAUCUUUCUUUGAGGAAACUCUCGGUGCCAUUCCUGACUCUGUUUUGGAUUCACCUGUUGGUAAGCCGCCAUCAGAUUUUAUAGAUACUUUUGCUAAUUUGAAUGGUAUUCUACCUCCUCCAUAUACAGAAAGAGAACAAGACGUAUUGUAUGCUUAGUUUUGUAUUUGUAUUUGCAAUAUACAAGUGCCAGUACCUAUACCUCAUCUCAAGGACGAGUAAUUGUUCUUAUUCUUUGGGAUAAUUGCAUGUCAAUCCCAUGUAAAAUUCUAGCUUUGAGUACUUUAGUGGAUAAGUUGUGAAUCUUAAUUCUGACGAGACCCUUAUUUCUUGCUAAGAUUGAAAGGAUAGUUCCCAAGCUCGUGACAUUUAUGAAGCCGAUGUCUUCGGGCUAGGGUUAAGAUAGGAUUUUAGUUUUUCCAAAGAUGUUACAUUCUUGUAAUGAUGGUGCGCUAAAUUUUGUGUACCACGAGCAAUGGAGUUUGAUUUUUUGUCCA